AUGUCACGAAACCACUUCCAAAAGUUGAAAUAUUAUUUAUACUUUGUGGACAAUGGAACUGUCAGUCAGCAUGCCCAGGAUCGAUCCUUUAAAGUAAAACCUUUGUUUGCCGUACUCAAUAAUAAUUUUAUGAAAUUUGGACACUUCUCUGCAAAUCUAAGAAUUGAUGAAAUGAUCGUCAUGUAUUACAGUAGGAAUAGUCUGAAACAGUUUAUUCUAGACAAGCCUAUACGUUUUGGAUAUAAACGUUGGGCUCUCUGUGGAAGCGAGGGAUAUUGUUACAAUUUUUCUCUCUAUUGCAGUAAAGAAUCUGAUGCGAGAAAUGAUACUCCACUUGGUAGACGGUUUGUGAUGAAACUAACACAGAAUAUUGUGAAUCCUUCAAGCUACACUUUAUAUUUUGAUAACUUUUUUACCAGCAUUUAUCUUUUGAAAAGUCUUGGUAAACAGGGUUUUCGAGCUACAGUAACCAUACGAGAAAAUCGGAUUAACCACGAGUUUCCUUUAGAAGAAUCUAAGUCUAUGCGGAAGAAAGAAAGAGGCACGUCUGAUUUUGCAUUUGACGAGGAAUUUGAGAUUUUCCUGGUGCGAUGGAAUGAUAAUAGUACUGUCACUGUUGCUACAAAUUUCAGCACUUUAGAACCACUCUUUGAUCUGAAGAGGCGAGUGAGAGGAUACAAAGAUAAAGUUAACAUGAAGAUGAUACAUGAAAAUAAAGAUAACAUGAAAUAA
Messenger RNA from Stegodyphus dumicola, 732 nucleotides. RefSeq names its product piggyBac transposable element-derived protein 3-like. NCBI's taxonomy places the organism in Eukaryota, Metazoa, Arthropoda, Arachnida, Araneae, Eresidae. The record is from RefSeq and is a predicted model, not a curated record.